Messenger RNA from Vicia faba (fava bean), 450 nucleotides. NCBI's taxonomy places the organism in Eukaryota, Viridiplantae, Streptophyta, Magnoliopsida, Fabales, Fabaceae. The record is from the annotation of a GenBank genome assembly.
AUGGAGAACCUCAUCAUGGAAGUUGUUAACUCUGUCAAAAUGAGAGUUCUUUGGAAGGGAGACAAAGGAGAUUACUUUGAGGCCAAGAAAGGAAUAGGACAAGGUGACCCCUUGUCAUCUUAUUUGUUUGUGCUCUACAUUGACAAGCUGUCUCAUUUGAUAAUUGAAGCAGUUGAAGAUAAAAGGCGGGAAUGCAUGAAGAUUGGUAGCAAAAGGCCCAAAAUGUCACACCUAAUGUUUGAGGAUAAUUUAAUCCUAUUUGGGAAGGCUUCGGAAGCUCAAAUACAAAUUGUUAUGGACAUCUUAAACCUAUUUUGCAAGGCUUUAGGUCAAAGGGUCAGCAUGGAUAAGUCAAAUAUUGUGUUCUUUUGCAUCACACCUGCUACCACUAGAAGACAAAUACUUGCUAAAUUUGGCUUCAAAGAAACUUCUUCACUUGAAACAUACUAA